GUAUAGCAGCUAUCGCUUAGCAAUGUGUGAUAGCUCACUAGCUGUGCAAGCUCGCAACUGAUAUAGUGACAUUACAUACAAGCAUUGAGGAGUACUCGCGGGACGAAUCAAUGGGUAGCUGAAGUGACCACGACAAUAUCUGCCCUUGGGAUUCUCCGCCAUAUUUGAGACACGAUUUCAGCAUUGAUUAUCUUUUCAUGUGACGGAAUCUUAGAUUCUUAUUGUAAGAAGUCGUAACUAUGGAAAAUUCCACCAUUAAAGGUUCGGAGGAGCUAGACCCUUGGGAUGCUGAGUUUGAGGUCGAAGAUACUUCACCUGCUGAAGAUUUAAAAGAUGAAAAGAUGAAAGAUGAAGAAGACGAGGUCAAAGAGGCUGAUGAAGGAUCACCUUCAACAGAAGUCCUCAAUAAACAGGAAAAUUAUCCAGUUGAUAGCCCUGAUAUUGCAGUGUCAAGAUCACCAAAGCCCAAGAAACCCAAGAAGGACAAAAAGAAAAAGAAUGCAAAGAAGAAAGAUAUUGAGACCUUGAACGGUGAAAUGGAGAAUUUGGAGAUGGGUGGCAUUGGGGAGGAUGGUGGGAAUGAUGAGGAAGAUGAGGAGCUUGAAAAAGAGAUCCAGAUGACUGCCCCUGAUGCCGACGGACAAACCAGGAACAGCUUAUUCGAGAAGGGGGUGCAGCUGGACAGGAAGAAGAAGAAAGAUCUGGCUCUAAAGUGUUAUCUACGCUGUUUGAAUGGUCUCCGAGAUGAUACAGGAUUUACAUAUGUCCCCCAGUGUUUGCACAAUAUUGCCGAUAUCUAUUAUGGAAAAGAGGAAUUUGACAAGGCUGUCCAAUUCAUACAAGCAGAGAAGAUGUACUAUGAAACUGCUUUGAUUGAUACAUCAGAACUUCAGAAAAAGUUGGAGGAAAAGCAGAAGGAGAUUGUAGAAGAGGGUGAUGAUGAUGAUGAUCCUUUGGCAUCAACAUCUGAAGCCCUGCGGGCCACAGAAUACCACCACCUGGCUCAGCUCUGCUUAGACAAGAAGCAACCACAGCUUGCCCUGGAAUACUGUGGAAAGGCGACAAAGUUGCGGCAGCAGGUAUAUGGGGAAAACCACCCAAUUUCUUUGAAGACUUUGGAUUUCUUUACUAUUGUUUAUGCAGAGGCAGGAAAACAGCAAUAUUCUGAUUCAAUGAAGAAGUUCACAGAAGAAGAUCUCGUAAACUUGACGGACUUGAGGCUAUCGGGCGGGGACGUUGACGGCCUGAGGAAGCGUCUGAAUCGAACAACCAACAAAAGUGUCAAUAAAUCAGAAGAUAAGAAAGUUCACUUUGAAGAGCCAGCCGUCCAAUUCAAGCCUGAUGAGGAGCAAAUGUCUCGGACGCUGCUGUGGAUCUUCUUCUUAAUCUCGACUGCCGUUUUAGCCGUUCUCGGCAUCUACCUUUACUGCCGCCUGAACCAUCGAUCACCGUCAUGCCACAACUUUGGAACUACCCUGUCCUAUUACUACGCGCGGAUGAAGUACUUUUAUUAUUACUACACUUCGUCUGAUACAGACACGUAUGGCUAGAUCAAUAGAAAGUAAUUUUAGAUCAGCUUUGUUUAUGCAAUGCCUUAAAUGCCUUUAGCGAGAGAUAAAAUUAAUCGUUGGGAAUGCUGAUGUAUGGCAAAUAUGCAAGAGGUCUUGUAAAUUCUAAGGCCAAGUUCGAUGAAAGUCCACUCUAAAAUGGAAUAUUUACAGAAAAGUCAUUGUAAUGUUUGAUCAGGUAUGCAAAAUGUGUAUAUCGGCUGAAUUCUUGGUUGAAACUCUAUGCCUGUUUUAGCAACAUGUUGCAAGCGUUUCUUAAAGAAAGCUUGUUCAUUUCAUGUUUACAUAUCAGUAUGUCAUAUUUAAAAGAAAUGUACUUGUUAUUGUGGUAUUUAUAGAUUACUGCUGAUGUUAAACUGCUGUUACGAAUCUCACACCUAGUUAUUGUUGUGUAUAGGGAAGGUAUAUUGUCACAUAUAGAUCAUGUGGUUGAUAGAAAUGGCAUUUCUGUAUCUGUGUCUGUUCUUUGUCAACAUUGAUAAUUUGUGAUAGAUUUUUCAAGGGCAUUUGUAUGAAGGUGCUCUGUGCACACUUUACUCUCCAUAUCAAAGAAUGGUGGAAAUUAAUUUUCUGUUGGCAUAACUUUGUGGGAUACCGGAGUAGUUUGUACAAAUACAUGUAUGAAUGAUAUUUGUUAUACUUAUAUUAGAGUUCUACUUUGGCAGAAGGCUUAAUCGGCUUAUGCAAAACUAGAGUCCGUUUAUUGUUAUCUUGAUAGUCACUGUUGCACAUUCCAUGUCUGUAUAAACUGUUACACUGCUGAUUAUUUUGCACUAGUCGUAGCCAAUGAUCGAAGGAACUGACCCAUUGUCCAAAACUAGCAAGAACUUGAAAGUGGUACGGUGUCGGUUUUUUUCGUCUCGAGAAAGUUGGCAAAUACCACAAUGAGGUUGAUGCAUAAUUAACUGCACUAGGGCAGUGUAUAUUUGAGGCACUAGUAAAUACAAUGAGCGCGAACGACGUAUCCUUUAAAACUAAAUAUUCCUUUUUGUCCCGCCAAUGGUUCCAAACCACUAUUCUGAUGAUCUCGUGUUGUAUAUGGAUGCAACCUAGGUUUGUAAAGAACCAUGUAAUAUGACCUAGCAGCUGGUCUGCACUUUGGUCCAAGUUAAUACUAAGAUUAGCUGUUAUUCAAAACUGCCAAAUAACAUUAUUAAGGUAAUGAUUCUCUGCCACUUUUCAAAUGAUUGCCACUUUAAAAGGGUGGCUGAGUAAUGCAGAAGUGACAGAAGUCAUCAACUGUAAGAAAGAAAGAUGUCCACCAUAUAUUUUUGGAAGGACUCUCGUAACUUUUAACGUCCUUCAAGUUCAAAGUUAAACAAUCACUAUUUAAUGAAAUAACUAACAUAUUUUUCACUUGUGUAUAGAGAGAAAGUCAAAAUGAUGUGACAGUUGACCUGCUGAAUACAGGGUGGUCCAAGAAAGUCUACAUUUGCUCAUAUUUGGAUUGAACUGCUCAGAAUUUGACUGCGGAGGAUUAGCCAAAUUUUAUGGCCUCAUUUGGAUUGAUUGUAGUUGGAUUUUGUUGGACACAUCUUAUCUGGCAGUAAAUGAAAUUGUUGAAAAAAGUAUGGACAUUUAAAUAGAAACAAUAUACAUUUGACAAAAUAAAUAAUUUGGUUUCAAAACAGAAAAAUGGCUGCUACUUUUUUGGACCACCCUAUAAAUAAGCUAGAUGCACUUGUAUUGAUGUAUAUUGAAUGUGAUCAUAAUUGUUUUGGAUGUCUAUGAAUAUUUUAUAAAACCCUAUUGGGUUCUAGUAAGCCUAAGUCAUGUUUGUUGCUGGUCGAAAUAGACUGUUAAUGUCUUACAAAUAAAGCUAGUCUUAUCUAUUA
Lineus longissimus is the source of this 3403-nucleotide messenger RNA. RefSeq lists its product as uncharacterized. Gene Ontology annotation, biological process: positive regulation of Golgi to plasma membrane protein transport. Bases 240 to 1550 code for a protein of 436 amino acids. The transcript has 11 exons. Lineage: Eukaryota; Metazoa; Nemertea; Pilidiophora; Heteronemertea; Lineidae. Gene Ontology annotation, molecular function: connexin binding. The record is from RefSeq and is a predicted model, not a curated record. Gene Ontology annotation, cellular component: transport vesicle; trans-Golgi network; plasma membrane.